AUGGAUAAGAAAGUUUCUAAAAAGCUCAAAAAUUUUGAAACAAUGAAUUGGUUGAAAAACCGAUUUAAGAAUUAGGUUAGGGAAAAAUAUAUCCUAAAUGACUAAGAACUCAAGGAACAAAUCAUGAUGAAGGCUGUUUUCAAAUCCAUCGAUAGAGACAAGUCAAAAUUCUUAGAUAGGUCAGAACUCUAUGAUAUGUUCAAACGAUACGGCAUCAACAUCACUAAAACCAAGUUGAAGGAGUUUUUUAAAAGAAUCGAUCAAGACGAAGACGACAAACUCAAUUGGAAUGAUUUCAAAUAAGCCUUGCAAAACCAAGAAGCAUUGUAAAUGUUUGCCGAACUCAUGAGAAAGGUAAGAGAAUCCUCGGAAAAAAAAGGAAAAGUAGAAGAAUUGAAUUUCAUCCCCUUGAGUUUUCCCAACAUGAUUCAAUACAUGAAUUAUUGUGUAUUAAGAGAAGAACUUAUUCAAAAGAUCAACUCUAAUUAGUUAAAUGCUCAAUAGAAGAUUAAAUAAUGCAAGAAUCUGUUAUCUUUGGAGGAUAUAUGCUAUAAUAAGGUUGUUGAGUUAAAAGAUGAUAAUGAUGACGACUAGGAAGAGGCUGCCUUCAUUAAGUCAGCUAAGAAAUCUUAUGAUCAUCAAUAAGUUGCUAUUUUACGAAGGUUGUAAGAAAAAGAAUAAAUUGAAUAACGUCAAGUAAAAAUUAAUUUUAGGUAUUAGAGUCGCUUACGAAGAUUAAGUACAUCAUAGUAUUACAGAACUGAUAAUGAAAAAAAUAAUAGAUCAUUAAGAUAAAAGAGCUGUCAAUUCAACACUGAUAAGAAUUAAAAUGCCCAAUCAGAAUUUAAGUAAAUUGACCAGUUAAUUUCUGAAAAUCGCAAAGAUCUUCCUGCUAUUAAAAAUGACAUCUAGUAAAAAGUACAGAUUCCUAUGUUAAUGUCAGAAAGAAUAUAUGAAAGUGAUACUCCUUACAAAUACAAUCAGAAAGGCAAGGAUUCUUCUAUUCCAGAGAUUCCUAAAGGGCAGCACUUCAUGACAUAGAAUCUUAUUAGUCUCAGAACACAAUCCAAGUCAUCUAAUAGAAAACAAUAGAUUUCGAAAAGUAGAAUUAAAAUGCUGUCUUAAACAGAGUUACCCAAAAAUUUAAAUAAAAGAUGA
Molecule: messenger RNA, 1158 nt
Organism: Paramecium tetraurelia
Lineage: Eukaryota; Ciliophora; Oligohymenophorea; Peniculida; Parameciidae
Exons: 5
Molecular function (GO): calcium ion binding
Source: RefSeq, a predicted model, not a curated record